GUAUUCUAUUCACGUCUAAUAAGGUCUAGUGUCUCCCUUGCCUCCCUGUUAACUACCUAAUUAAACCCGAACUGCAACCAACAUCUUCAAUGGAACACCACCCACUCAAAAUCAUCAAUCAGCAGUCCAGUCUCACAACAGCUGAAUCUCUAUCAUCAAGAUGCCAGUUCCUUCGUUCCUGAUAUUGGGAGAGGGCGACUUACUGGAGCCUGACCGAAUCCCCAGUCUCCUGGGACAACUAUGCACCAACCCAGACCAGCCACUCGGCGAUUUCGCCAUUGAAGAUCCCACGGUCUUCUAUGAGGAGCCACCCUCGGUUAUUUCGCUGGCAAACUCAAAAGCCGUUGCAGAAGGCAUCGCCGAUAGCAAGGCUCGAGCCCGCCUGGGAAGAGUGUUCGAUGGCCUGCUCCAAGAGGGUGUUAAGAAGGGCAUCACCAUCUCGGCUCAAUCCAUCCGGACGUUCAAGCUCCUACAGCAGGAGGAAGUACUGGCCAAGAUGUGGGCAGACGACGAAACACGGAGAAGAAUCAAGCGCGUGAUGGGCUGGUGGAAUCCUCGCAAGCUCUACAUGAUUGUCGGCUUCAAGAGUUGUAUAAACGCUGACAUUGGCUACCUCGAACAACACACGCUAAAAGGCAGGCUCAGUGUUUCCAUCAGAGAAGCACUGGAGCUUCUGGCUGCCGCAGGUGUGCCUGUACCACCCUGGCUCGACGCCUUGAUCGAUAUUGGAGUGGACACAUCGACAUACCUCGUUCAGACCGGCCAACUUUUUGGAGAAGUGGUGUUUGCCGUCCGCUACCGCGAAGUGAGCCGGAGAGGCUUCAUAAUGCGGAACGUGUUCAGAGAUCACUUCCCCAACAUCACCGGAGGGCCUGUGACGAAGUAUUCCGACGGAACAGUGGUUUAUGCUGGAGAUAACGUGUCGCAGUCCGUAGAUGACCAGGUGGAUUUGGAUAAGUGGCGAGGCCUCGUCAAGGAGGACAUCCCAACUGAUGAGGAGGAUGACGUUUGCAUCGUGCCGUACGAGGAGGAUCCUGCUUUGUCAGUCGAGGAUGGGAUCGAGGUGGCCUUCAGCUGAAUUGCGGGCAGGCAGGCUCCAGUGUAUUGAUCGAGUCUGCUCGGGACCACGACUUGGUCGAAUCUUUACCACUGUUCUUACGUCUUGGUGUAAAAUAGUAAGUUCCUGCCCAUGUGGCCGUGCGGUAUUUGCCGUACGAGUUGAAAAUACGCCCAUGAGUGAUUGGUGGUUAUUGUGGAACUCGCUAUGGCAGAUUUGGGGAAGCGUAGCUAUUAGUGUCCUUGGCAUAGAGUGGGGAAAAUUGCUAAUGUGUCUACGUUUCGGGAAGAUCUGUAGAAGAUAGCACAACGAGCGAUCGAGGUCGACC
Messenger RNA from Cladophialophora immunda, 1385 nucleotides. RefSeq lists its product as uncharacterized. The transcript is spliced from 2 exons. Lineage: Eukaryota; Fungi; Ascomycota; Eurotiomycetes; Chaetothyriales; Herpotrichiellaceae. The coding region runs from base 161 to 1078 and encodes 305 amino acids. The record is from RefSeq and is a predicted model, not a curated record.